Molecule: messenger RNA, 3028 nt
Organism: Asterias rubens (European starfish)
Lineage: Eukaryota; Metazoa; Echinodermata; Asteroidea; Forcipulatida; Asteriidae
Product: nudC domain-containing protein 1-like
Exons: 10
Coding region: 191-1990 (599 amino acids)
Source: RefSeq, a predicted model, not a curated record
CGUACACACACACAUUGGUUGUUUAACUACAACUUGCGUGCGUGACUUCUUGUCCGUCAUGCAAUGUCAUGCGUGCUUUGCUGUUUUAACAUAUCGACACUACACUAGCAUUCAGUCAGUGUUGCAUUAACCCCAGCAGAAAUAAGGAUCUGUUGUGAUUUUGACUCAAUACCCUCUUAAAGAAACAGUAAUGGCAGGGAAUAUGUGCACAGAAUCAUUGCAAGCUGAUCGGCAACUAUUAGAUCCACAUUUUGAUGGUUAUAAGUUAUCACUGGACACAUUGCCAACUUAUUCAGUUAAUGUCAUAUCUGGUAUUGAUGAAGUGAAACUGCGUGGUGACCAGUACACAUUGCAGCAUGUGAAAGCAUUUGGUAUACAUAACCAUUUAAUUCUAGACCAAUGGCAUAAUAACUGCGUAUACUAUGUCAACCAACAAUGGAAGGUUAUUCAACACAGAAUCAUAUUGGAGUCACAACUGGAACCUGGUAAUGAGGUGUUUGAGGCGACCGACAGAAGUGAAAGGUGUAAUAAACCAAGGCACAAUGUGACUCUAAACUUCCCUUCACCAGACCUGUGUGUUUUAUCAGAUGGGACAGGCUCUCUUUACUUAUUGGCAACUGGGAAUAGAGAUUGUGCAGCAGUUCAACCAUGGCAGACCCUUUUCAGAGAGGAAGUAUGUGGUUUCUAUAAGCCAUUUGUUAUACUACACUCCAUGGUUCAGUCAUCAUCAGCGCUUUGUAUAUCGGUUGAUUGUCUACUCUUAUGUAUUGAAGAAGAAUCAGCAGAAGAAUCUCAAUCGACUACGCCUAGUCAUUUUACUGCCUUCCUAGAUUGGGUUACCAUCACAAAACCCAAUGAGAGCACAUCAUUUGGAGUAAGUCGUAAAAGGAGACUGAGGAGCCAACUUGCACCAUUCUAUGCUGCUAUUGAACAAAGAGGUCAAGCCUUGUUAAUUGCAAGUGAAUCAGAAUAUGAAGUCAUUAAUGAUUCUGACCAUACUACAACAGAAGAAACAAAAGCAGAAGAUUUAUCAGCAAAACCAGAUACUGCACAUCCAUUAUUUACUUGGACUCAAACUUCCGAGGAUGUGAUUGUUACAUUCAUCCUGCUUCCUUCAACACCAAAAACUGAUGUUCAGUUUCUACUCACGGCUGAGACUAUACACCUUGCUAUCAAUAGCAGUAGAGAUCUACUGCUGGGCUCCUUCUAUAGGCAGGUGGAUGUACAGUGUAGUACUUGGACACUUGAAAAUGGCAGAUUGGAAGUGACUCUAGCAAAGAGUGAAGAGGGAGUUAUGUGGCCUGAAGUGGUUGAAGGCAAUCCAGAUGGCCAGUAUGUGGUAGAUGCAGACCAAGCUAGGAUUAUUCAUGAAAGACUUGCACACUUAACUUCACAACAAUUGAAUCCUGAUCCAGUUCCUGGAAGUACACAGUCAGGUAUCGGACCUCAUGACUUAGAAGAAUGUGAUGCUUUACCAGAGGAAUAUUCAACAUUGGUUAGACUAGAUGGAAAUACUCACCAAGUCACUAACAGGGUGAGUUUAAGCAGUCAUCAGUUUCUGUUCAAUGCACAGACUCAUCCCGACAAACCACCGUGUAUCUGCUUACGUCAUGAUGUAGAUGGAUUACUAUGGCAACCAGAUUUGAGUACUAAGGAACAUACAUCCCCAUGGUAUCAUACUGCAACAUAUAAUGCCCUUGGUUAUGUACAAGCUUCUAAGAUGGAUCGUAAAUACUCUAGCUGUCCUGCUAAUUGUUCCUAUGCAGUAAUAUGUGAUAGCACCAGACAUGUCUAUGUUUAUCGACAGCCAACACCAAUCUCUACACCACUCAGAAAUAGGAAGAGUGGCCGUGUUGUUGGUCAGAUUGCAAAGCAGCAAUUAAUAAGUCUGGAGUCAAUUGAUGAUAUACUGGGUAUAGCAUGUGCUGAUGAAAGAGUCUAUGUAUUGACCACCAACAAGCUAUAUAUAAUAAGAGUCACUUUGACAUAGGGACUGAAAACAGGAUCAUUUCAAAUUCCACAGGUAUUUAGGAUUUCCAUUUAUUUAAUGCAGUUUUGUCCAUAAAGACUUUGCAUUUAUGUUAAAUUUUAUUUUGUUUUAAAUAAAUUUUGUCACCAACGCUGGCUAACAACCAUUAUGUGAGGUUUUCUUCAAUUUUAGACUUUUGACCAAAGUCACCUGAUGUAAUGGGUUUACAGUAAGGUAGCUUCUCAGUGUGUUAUCAAUCCUUCCAAUGGUAUACUUCCCAUUGGUAUAACUUCCCUUGAUGUUCAAAAUAUGUAGUCAGUAUUAUGUACAUUUCAACCUGAAAGAUGGAAAUACAUGUUCAAUGUACUGAUAAGUGUAUACAAUAUUUUUCAGUGGAUUUUUGUACAAACCAACAUGACCAAUAGUUCAUGUGAAUUGUUUGUACGAGGAGAAAAAGCCAUGCAGUCAGUCCGCAGCUAGCCUUUAAUCAUGGCGACGGCACCCCCAGCAGUCACGCACGAAAAAAGACCAGCUUGAGCGGCUAAGCCGUGAAGCGCCAUUUGCAACUCGUUUUGGGGCCUUAUGUUUUUCUUUACUUUUUGCCACAGAUUUUGGUGGGAGAAAUGUAAUGCAGUAGUGGCCAAUAAGUAGACACAAUUACCACUGAUGACACGCCGCGUGCACGCCCCAUGACCCACACACAUAACGGUGCACUAAAACUCACAUGCUGAGGGCAACACACAGAAGGUGCAUAUAUAUAUAUGAAUAACUGAUAAGAUAAACGAGUUGCUAAAUGGCGCUUCGCGGCUUCGCCGCUCGCACUGGUCUUUUUUCGUGCGUGAUAUUUGGGGUUGUGCUUGACAUCUGGGGGUGCCGCGUGCACCUUGACACAUAAAGGCUAGUCUGCAGCGGACUGGUGGCCAAAAUGGCGGGGUUAGUGUUUACAACGGGUUUUACUCUUGGUUUUUGUAUUUUGUUCACGCUUUUUUUUGUCAAAAACUUAAUGGAUAAUGUUGAAGGGUCUCAUUUGAAGUGUAUCCUGACUGGACUAGGUAAAAA